AGGUGACCCCCCACCAUGGUCCGCUAUUCGCUUGACCCAGAAAACCCAACGAAAUCAUGCAAGUCCAGAGGCUCCAACCUCCGCGUGCAUUUCAAGAACACUAGAGAAACUGCCCAGGCCAUCAAAGGCAUGCAUAUCCGAAAAGCCACCAAGUAUCUGAAGGAUGUCACUCUACAGAAGCAAUGUGUGCCAUUCCGUCGCUACAAUGGUGGCGUUGGUAGGUGUGCCCAGGCCAAACAAUGGGGCUGGACUCAAGGUCGUUGGCCCAAGAAGAGUGCUGAGUUUCUGCUGCAUAUGCUUAAAAACGCAGAGAGCAACGCUGAACUUAAGGGCCUAGAUGUAGAUUCCCUGGUCAUUGAACAUAUCCAGGUGAACAAAGCCCCGAAGAUGAGGCGCCGAACUUACAGAGCUCAUGGUCGGAUUAACCCCUACAUGAGCUCUCCCUGCCACAUUGAGAUGAUCCUCACUGAAAAAGAGCAGAUUGUCCCUAAACCGGAGGAGGAGGUUGCACAGAAGAAAAAGAUAUCCCAGAAGAAACUAAAGAAACAAAAACUUAUGGCCCGGGAAUAAAUUGAACAUAAAAUAAAUGUAACUGAAACUAAAAACAAAUGGUUGGUUGUCAUUAUUGGUAACUGCUUUUAAAGAUUUUCCUGUGAGUAUAUGGAAGGGGGAAAGAUCAGAGGUCUCCCCUGUGGCAUAAGGUGGUGCCAGGAACUGAACCUGGGGGAACCUGGACCUCACGAGUGCAAGUUCUAAGUGACCUAUUAAGUUUUAUUCUGACUCCCAGCUAUUAGUCUUAAGUAAAAUUUGUGUACAGUUCACUGAAUAAAGAAGUCCUUGGCUUUGCUGAAGUAGA
Erinaceus europaeus (western European hedgehog) is the source of this 856-nucleotide messenger RNA. It is a transcript of the gene RPL17, whose product is annotated as ribosomal protein L17. Gene Ontology annotation, cellular component: cytosolic large ribosomal subunit; ribosome. NCBI's taxonomy places the organism in Eukaryota, Metazoa, Chordata, Mammalia, Eulipotyphla, Erinaceidae. Gene Ontology annotation, biological process: cytoplasmic translation. The record is from RefSeq and is a predicted model, not a curated record. The coding region runs from base 16 to 570 and encodes 184 amino acids. Gene Ontology annotation, molecular function: structural constituent of ribosome. The transcript is spliced from 6 exons.